GUGAAACCUGCAAGAUCUUUACCUGAGGGGAAGCGCAGGAGGGUAGCACUCAGAGCACGGGAAGAGGUCAAGAAACCGUGGUUGCCUGUUGGGAUUAUUGUGCCUGUCUGCCUCCUUCCCCUCAGACAGCAGACCCCAGGACUGACUCAUCCUAUGCUCACGUGGAGCUUGGCACCUGCUGGCCUCGGGGAGAACCAGUGGAAUAGAGAUGCCCAGAGUGUAAGCACACGUGUUCCCUCCUCCAGGCUGGCAAGGGAGCAGGGCCUGGGCCUGCUCUGGGAAGAGUAUCUGAUCAAGCUCCACUGAUGAUGGACCAGGGGGAGGAAGGUGACGAAGAGGAAGCCUGGCUGCAGCUUCGACCGGUAGAGCCUUUGCCCUCGCAGUGCUGCGGCAGUGGCUGCUCGCCCUGUGUGUUUGAUGUCUACCAGCGAGACCUGGCAAGGUGGGAGGCUGCCCGAGCCAACAAGGACAGGAGCCUGCUGAGUAGGGAAGAGACACAGAGCUGCCCUUCCAAGCUGAGCCCAGAGACCUUCCUGGCCUUCCUCAUCAGUGCUGUGGACAGGCUCACCAAGGACACCUACCUUGUCCGGUUUGCACUACCCGGGAACAGCCAGCUCGGCCUGCAGCCUGGCCAGCACCUCAUCCUACGAGGGACAGUAGAUGACUUAGAAAUUCAGAGAGCCUAUACGCCCAUCAGCCCCGCCAAUGCAGAAGGAUACUUUGAAGUUUUAAUCAAGUGCUACCAGACUGGGCUGAUGUCCCGGUAUGUCAAGUCCUGGAAAGCAGGAGACACAGCUUUCUGGAGAGGACCCUUCGGAGGCUUCUUCUAUAAACCAAACCAGUACGGGGAGCUCCUCAUGCUGGCUGCUGGCACCGGCCUGGCCCCCAUGGUGCCCAUCCUCCAGAGCAUCACAGACAACGCAGAGGAUGAGACCUUCAUCACCCUGGUCGGCUGCUUCAAGACCUUUGAGGACAUCUACCUGAAACCCUUCCUCCAGGAGCAGGCCCGUUUCUGGAAUGUCCGCACCUUCUUUGUCCUCAGCCAGGAGAACUCCCUGGAGCAGCUCCCCUGGAGUUACCGGGACAGGACCCGCUUUGGCCGCCUGGACCAGGACCUGCUUGAAGAACUGGUCAGCACCUGUCGGAGAAAGCCAUUCGCUCUGGUCUGUGGAUCAGCCGAGUUUACCAAGGACGUGGCUGGGUACUUGCUGCACGCAGGCCUGGCCAAGGACUCCUACUUCCUCUUCUAGGCCUGGCCUCACUUCUAAAGCUCAGGCCUGGGGCCCGGCACUGGGAAGCAGGAAGGAGCAUGGACUGGAAUCCGAAGACAUGAAUGGGAGACCGGUGUUCGUGCUCCAGGUGACCUGGGACGAAUAUCUUUGCCUCUGCAGACCUCCAUUUCUCAUCCAUCCCACGAGGUCACUGAUGCUCCGACAGGCAUCCUGCUGGGAGGAGAGAGGAUGGGGCUCUAGGAGUCCUGAACAGGAAAGUAUACAGUGG
Molecule: messenger RNA, 1500 nt
Organism: Budorcas taxicolor (takin)
Lineage: Eukaryota; Metazoa; Chordata; Mammalia; Artiodactyla; Bovidae
Gene: CYB5R5
Product: NADH-cytochrome b5 reductase-like
Exons: 7
Coding region: 306-1250 (314 amino acids)
Molecular function (GO): oxidoreductase activity
Source: RefSeq, a predicted model, not a curated record